UAAAAUAUUUAAUCUUCGGUCACACUGCUCACCUCCACCCGCAACAAUAAAUGCGAAAAUUUUUUGCUUAAAAUUCGGCAAAUACAAGGCAUAAUCUGUGCAGUUGCGUUAAAAUGUAUAUUACACAGAUUGAGGCUCCACAGGCCCCGCCAAAGGAGACGCCAAGCAGUGCCAGCUCGUGCCGACUGUGCCAUCGGCCGGCAUCGACCGAAACCACGCCAAACAUUUUCACCGAUCGCGAGGGUUUCUGGGAUGGCGACAAAUUCUGCAUUGCCGAUGUCUGCCAGAGCGUGUGGGGAGUGCAGUACGAUCGACACGAGUAUUUGCCGGAACAGAUUUGCUCCGAUUGCCUGGAAGUGCUGGAGGAUUUCUAUAAGCAACGGCGGGGAAUGAAGCAGCGGGAAGCUGCCUUGCAGGAGCAGCUGAAGGAGAUCAUUAAAAAGGAUCCCAAGUACCGGCCCGGUUUGAACGGAAAUCCUGGCGAAUUUGAGGCCGGAGAUGAUUGCGAAAUCGAGGUAGUGGAUCCGGAUAAGGUGGCGGAGACGAGCGAUGAUGAGAUGGGCUCCGAUGAAGAGAAUGACAACGCAGAGGACGAGGAGGAAGAGGAGGAGUUCGAGGACUUUGAGGAGGAUGAAGCAGACACAACGAAUGCAGACGAUGCCGACAUGCCUCUGGGCACGGAUGCGGCUCAAAUGGCCAAAAUGGCGGUGCAAAUGGAGCUGGAGCAGCCCAGUGUUGUGGCCAACUCUGGAGGCGCUCGUCCCAAGACCGCUUUUCUGUGUCAGUACUGCGACUUGGGCUACACCCUUCCAUCCGAAUGCCAGCAACAUGAGCGAACGGCACAUGACCCCCAUGCUCCGUACUGUUGCACGUUUUGCAGUUUGCUUUUCAUCACGCGCGCCAAUUUGAUUGCCCACAUCAAAUUGCACCACGAUAUGGAUCGUCCCUAUGUGUGUGCCCAGUGCAGGAAGGGAUUUGUACGCCGCUCCGACCUCAAGAAGCACGCCAUCGUCCAUACGGGCGUGCGGCCCUACACCUGCAAUGUCUGCACAAAGAGCUUCUCCCGAAACACCAAUCUCACGAAGCACAUGCGCAUUCACAGCGGAGAGAAGCCCUUCGUGUGCCAGCAAUGUCCACGCUCCUUCCAGACCGCUCAGGAGAUGACGAACCACUCGCGCUUGCAUACCGGUGCCAGACCCUUCCAGUGCAACCGCUGUCCGUUUUCCUCCUCGCGCAAGGACAAACUGGUUGCCCAUCAGCAUAUGCACACUAAGCGCGAUGUUGAGCAGAUACUGCAGCAGCAGCAACAAAACGCUCUGCAUCCCCCGACACCGGAGGAGCUGGCGCAGCUACAGCACGAGCUGACGCAACAGUUGAAGCCGAAGCCAAUCACCCCGCAGAAGCCAGGACGCAGCUUCCGAUGCGACGUCUGCGACAGGGUCUUUCAACGGGAGCGCGAUCUUCAGCGCCAUCGGGCGCUUCAUUUGGACACGCUACUGGCAUGCAAGAUAUGCAAUUUGGUCUUCAAUCGUCGCGAGCAACUGCAGCGUCACACACUGGAGGCACACGGUCCAACAUACACGUGCGCAAUUUGCUGCAUUACCUUUUUGCAGCAGAUUGAGCUGGAGAACCACCUAAAGGUGCAUCAGCUGCAGCACAAGGUGGCCCAGAGCACCCAGCAGGCCAUGAUUGCGGCAGCAACAGUGCCCCACAAAAUGGUCGAACCGACAGCGGUGGCCAAAAUGCCACCAGUGCCCCAGGUGCCGCUACAGAUGCGUCCUACAGCCGCCGAGCUCAACUUCUACAGCAACAUGAUUCCCACAAUGAAUCUGGGCUUCUAUAGCGAAACGCGACCCGAGGAAUAAGUCCUAUACUUUGGUAGUUAUUAAGAUCGAAAGGUUAUAUUUUGGUGGAUUACGAGAGUUUGUAUAACUAUCAGGAAUUGUGUGUAUUCAUUAAGAUCUAAAAGUUGUACUUUAGAGGAUUAUAUAUACGAGAAUUUGUAUAUGUAGUAGGAUACCUAUAAUUUUGUGUAGCUAUUAGGAUCUUACAGUUUAAAUAAACUAUAGGUAUAAUACAUGUAUUUGAUGAAGAUUUUUAUAAGCCGAUUGUAAAAAGGUUUUUAUUUAAUGCUUAUUUAUAUGAAAUAAACUUUCAUUUAAUGCAA
Molecule: messenger RNA, 2167 nt
Organism: Drosophila obscura
Lineage: Eukaryota; Metazoa; Arthropoda; Insecta; Diptera; Drosophilidae
Gene: prg
Product: zinc finger protein 436
Exons: 2
Coding region: 114-1865 (583 amino acids)
Cellular component (GO): nucleus
Molecular function (GO): zinc ion binding
Source: RefSeq, a predicted model, not a curated record